Molecule: messenger RNA, 1537 nt
Organism: Melanaphis sacchari
Lineage: Eukaryota; Metazoa; Arthropoda; Insecta; Hemiptera; Aphididae
Gene: Nup58
Product: probable nucleoporin Nup58
Exons: 10
Coding region: 132-1475 (447 amino acids)
Biological process (GO): nucleocytoplasmic transport
Cellular component (GO): nuclear pore
Molecular function (GO): structural constituent of nuclear pore
Source: RefSeq, a predicted model, not a curated record
AAUAUAUACAGAAUACAGAUUACCGGACUCGUGCUGCGAGUAAGUUGGUCGUUUUUGAAUAAAGUCGCUUGUUAUCAAAAUUGAAAAUACUUGUUUGAACUUUUUGAAUUCAAAAGUAUAAUUUCGAAAAUAUGUCUAUGUUUAAUUUAAGUGGUUCUACGCCGGCGAAUAAUGCAGGAAAUGCAGCAACCCCUCAAUUUGGCUUUGGAACAUCACUUGGAGGCUGGCCAUCAUCAUCAACACCAUCAACUACAACUAGUUUUGGUAACUUUGGGGCUGCUAGUAAUAAGCAAACUACAAAUACACCAUUUUCCUCAUUUGGUAAUGUAGGUGCUCCUACAACUUCAUUAUCUUUUGGAGCCAACACUACAUUAGCAACAACUACAACUAAACCCGGAUUUUCCCUUGGUAUCAAUGCAGCGUCAAAUGCUCCAUUAAAUCUUUCUUUUGGUUCAACUGCAACUACAGCUGCUACAUCUGCUUCUCCGUUUUCACUUGGAACUGCGUCAAAUAUCAAACCUACAGCAUCACUUGCUGGUACACAAUUGACAUUAGGAACAACUACUAAUGUAACUACUUCUGCUGCACCUGUAUCUCGUGGUCUGGGUGGUCUAGAUACAACUUCAAAUUUAAAUCAAGCACAAAAUAAAGCUGUACCUGCUCUUGAAAUGCCUGUUCCUAAUGAAAUUUUACAAUUAGUUAAUAAUUUAAAAGAUUUUCUUAAGCAACAAAAAACAAUGAGCACUGAAUUAGCUCGUAUGUCAUCUAAAGGUUCAAAUGAAGUUGCAGGUGAUAUAACAAUGUGUCAAAAAAAUUUACAAUUUAUAGAACAUAAUCUAGAUAAACAAAAAACGUCCGUUGAAAAAUUAAAAUAUGAAACUAAUAAAUGUCUACAAGAUUUUGAAAUUGCUCAACGUAAUCAUGAUCAUCCAGCAAUGGUUCAAACAGAUAUGGAAUCUAAUAUUAAAUACUUUGCUGAGCUUAUCAAAUCAUUACAAGAAAAAGGAAACAUAUUAAAAAAUGAAAUUGAAAAUACUCAACAAUACUUAGCAACAUUACCUUAUAAUAAUAAUGUCACGGUAGAUGAAUUGAGAAGAAUAGGGGAAAUGUAUUACAAGAAUGUUAUUGCAUUAGCUGGUCAUUUGCAUGGUAUACAUAAUGAAGUUCAAGUAUUAAAAGCAAGGCAUCUGUCUUUCCGUAGAGAAAUUUUAAAUGAUCAUACAAAUAUUUUUCAAUUGAAUCCAAAUCCAAGUUCAUCUAGUUUCUUUACAUCUCGUCCAGAUACUACUGGUCCUAAUCCAUUCUCAGGUUUAAAUAUAACAGCUUCAGCAGCAUUAAACUUGGGAACGUUUGGAUUAGAUCAGUCUGGCGUUCUUCAAAAUCAAGAUACAAGUAGUGUACAAUCAAAUUUUGGAACAAACACUCAACUGAUGAAUACAACACAAUUCCAGGGUUUCUUUCCUAGCCAUAAAUAACACUUAAUAUAUUUUAAGUGAGAAUAAACUAAUAUACUUUAUUUAUUAAUAAUAAUUUAAAA